UAUCUUUAGCUAUUUAUUCUACAGUCGGAAACCGGGUAGGGCUCGUCUGACGCAGAUCACCUCUGUCCGGUCAUUUUCCAAGGCGUCUUCAAGGAUUUCGCGAGCAAAAUGCAGAAGGACGUCCCACGCGAGCCGGAGCAGCUCCGCAAGCUGUUCAUCGGAGGUCUGAGCUUUGAGACGACAGACGAAAGCCUGCGAGCUCACUUUGAGCAAUGGGGCAGCCUUACAGAUUGUGUGGUCAUGAGGGACCCCACCACAAAGAGAUCAAGGGGUUUUGGUUUUGUCACAUACUCGUCUGUAAAGGAGGUUGAUGCUGCCAUGUGUGCCCGUCCACAUAAGGUUGAUGGCAGAGUAGUUGAGCCCAAACGAGCCGUUUCCAGGGAGGACUCAAACAGGCCAGGUGCCCACGUAACUGUGAAAAAGAUCUUUGUUGGCGGCAUCAAGGAAGACACAGAGGAGUCCCACCUGCGAGACUACUUUGAACAGUUUGGCAAAAUUGAGGUCAUUGACAUCAUGACUGACCGUAGCACAGGCAAGAAGAGAGGUUUUGCCUUUGUGACAUUUGAUGACCAUGAUUCAGUCGACAGGAUUGUCAUUCAGAAGUAUCAUACAAUCAACUCUCAUAACUGCGAAGUGAGGAAGGCCCUAACAAGGCAGGAAAUGCAGAAUACAGGAAUGGGUAUGAGAGGUCGCAGCAGCGGUGGAAGGCCCUAUGACUUUGACAGGGGCUUCAAUCAGGGUGGAAGAGGAAGAUAUGGAGAUGGUCCUUACAACUGUAAUGGUGGCGAUGGUGGCUAUGGAGGUGGUCCCGGGGGUCCUGGUGGAUACAACAAUGGAGGCAACCGUGGAUAUAACCAAGGCUACAACCAGGGUGGUGGUGGAGGAGGUGGUGGCUAUGGUGGAAAUGGUUAUGACAGCAAUGGUUAUGGUGGCAACUGUGGUGGAGGUGGUGGCGGUGGCGGAAACGGCUUCAAUGCCAUGGGCCACUAUGACUCCCAGGCCUCCAACUUUGGCCCAAUGAAGAACUUUGGUAGCACCAGUGGAGGUGGCAGGAACUAUGGUGGUGGAUAUGGAAGUGGCUCUAACAACGGUGGUGGUGGAGGAUACCGUCGUGGACAGUUUUAAAUGUGAAGUGGACUAUGUACUUAGGAGAGGAGAGCGAGGAGAGCAAGCGAAAUGACAGGGCAGCUGCAGGUUUUCCUCCUAAAUCUGCUCAGCCAAACAGUUGUGGCAGGGUACUGCUGCUGCAAGAGGAGAUGUACAAUAGCUUAAUCAUGGAGGGUCUUCAUUUAAACGUUUUGUGUAUUUCUUCAACAAAUGUGUUACUGGAAAGAAAGCAUUCCAAUGAGGUUUUAUGUAGAUUUUUUUUCCCUUUGAGUCUGGUUUUUAUUUGUAACUGCAACAAAUCAAGCUGAAAUAAAACAUCUUUCAGUUUUUUUUUUAAA
Molecule: messenger RNA, 1445 nt
Organism: Cheilinus undulatus (humphead wrasse)
Lineage: Eukaryota; Metazoa; Chordata; Actinopteri; Labriformes; Labridae
Gene: hnrnpa1b
Product: heterogeneous nuclear ribonucleoprotein A1b
Exons: 11
Coding region: 109-1125 (338 amino acids)
Molecular function (GO): RNA binding
Source: RefSeq, a predicted model, not a curated record